This is a messenger RNA of Rhea pennata, 4006 nucleotides long. It is a transcript of the gene CASC3, whose product is annotated as CASC3 exon junction complex subunit. The transcript is spliced from 14 exons. The record is from RefSeq and is a predicted model, not a curated record. NCBI's taxonomy places the organism in Eukaryota, Metazoa, Chordata, Aves, Rheiformes, Rheidae. Gene Ontology annotation, cellular component: exon-exon junction complex. Gene Ontology annotation, biological process: mRNA processing. Gene Ontology annotation, molecular function: mRNA binding. Bases 7 to 2172 code for a protein of 721 amino acids.
CCCAAGAUGGCGGACCGGCGGCGGCAGCGCGCCUCGCAGGACAGCGAGGACGACUCGGACUCGGCCGCCUCCGACAGCGCCGACUCGGCCGCCAGUGCCGCCCGCUCCCGCUCGGGCUCCGCCUCUGGCUCCGGCUCCCGCUCGGGCUCGCCGCGGCCGUCGCACCGCCCGCCGCGGGGCGCCGCCGGGGCCCUCAGCGCCGGGCCGCGGGGCCGCGGGGCCGAGAGCGCCGCGGGGGGAGCGGCCAAGAGCGCGCCCGAGUCUGAGUGUGAAAGCGAAGAUGGCAUUGAAGGAGAUGCUGUACUCUCGGAUUACGAAAGUGCAGAAGACUCGGAGGCAGAAGAGGAGGAUUACAGUGAGGAAGAAAGUGCCAAAGUGGAAUUGAAGCAGGACAGUAAUGAUUCCUCUGAAUCUGCAGCAAAAGCAGAGAAAGGGGAUGAGAAGCCUGACUCCAAAGGUGCUGUAACUGGCGAGAGACAAAGUGGCGACGGGCAGGAGAGCACUGAACCCGUUGAGAAUAAAGUUGGGAAAAAAGUUCCCAAGCACCUGGAUGACGAUGAGGAUCGUAAGAACCCAGCUUAUAUCCCGCGCAAAGGGCUCUUCUUUGAGCAUGAUCUCCGAGGGCAGACUCAGGAGGAGGAAGUCAGGCCAAAGGGUCGGCAGCGGAAGCUGUGGAAAGAUGAGGGCCGCUGGGAACACGACAAAUUCCGGGAGGAUGAGCAGGCCCCCAAGACCAGGCAGGAGCUGAUUGCACUUUAUGGCUAUGACAUCAGGUCAGCUCACAACCCUGAUGACAUCAAGCCGAGGAGGAUGCGCAAACCAAGGUUUGGGAGUCCUCCUCAGCGAGACCCAAACUGGUCCAAUGAGAGGCCAAAUAAGCCCCCAAGACACCAAGGCCCAGACAGCACUUCAGCUCCACCGCGAACGUUCACCAACAGGAGCUCUGCAGGUACAGGGAGAAUGCCCCCACCUAGGAACUAUCCGCGAAUGGGUGGCUACAAGGAAACCCGCCCAAGCUACCGGGCUUCAGAAGCAAGUGUCCAGCAUCUCUCUCGAAAUGGUGAGCAGGCCAAACAGGAAAGCAAUUAUCGAGUGAAGCGUGUGGAGCAAACCCCAGCGAGAGACAAGUCACCUGAGGCAGAAGUGGCACAUGUCCACAGCAGCCCUGUGAAGGAAGAGGUUACUUUGGAAAGCCAGGCCACGACUGCUGAUGCUACACAGCCACCACCAGACAGACCAAUUGAAAAGAAGUCUUAUUCCCGGGCAAGGAGGACCAGAAUUAAAGCUGGGGAUGCAGGGAAGUUGGCAGAUGAAGUACCUGCUUCAGAAGGGCUGACGACUGCGCCACCAAAACCUGUCCAAGUGGAGACAUCCCCCCCACCAGCCAAGAGCAGUAAUUGGGAGUCGCCAGUAGAAUCCAGCUUGGAUGGACUCGAGCAAGAGAUGACACAAAUGAAUCUCACUGAGCAGAACUGGGCUCCAGGGCAGUCUCAGUUCAUACAGCCCCGGGAGCUUAGGGGUAUUCCUAACCAUAUGCACGUGGGAACUGGCCAACCACCUCAGUUUAACAGGAUGGAGGAAAUGGCGGUGCAGGGGGGCCGUGUGAAACGCUACUCGUCGCAGCGGCAGAGACCGCCCGUUCCGGAGCCUGCCCCGCCUAUGCACAUCAGCAUCAUGGAAGGGCACUACUACGACCCACUACAAUUCCAGGGACCAAUCUACACCCACAGUGAGAACCCUGCCCCGCUGCCCCCCCAAGGGAUGAUCGUACAGCCGGAAAUGCACCUCCCUCAUCCAGGUUUACAUCCCCACCAGACACCAGCCCCAAUGGCAAACCCGGGGCUGUAUCCUCCACCAGUCUCCAUGCCUCCAGGUCAGCCCCCUCCACAGCAGCUGCUUGCACCUACCUAUUUCUCCCCUCCUGGAGUCAUGAAUUUUGGGAAUCCUGGUUACCCUUACCCGCCAGGAGCACUACCCCCGCCGCCCCCUCCUCAUCUCUAUUCCAACACACAGGCCCAGUCCCAGGUGUAUGGAGGGGUCACGUACUACAAUACUGUCCAGCAGCAAGUGCAGCCCAAACCUUCUCCACCACGAAGGACAUCCCAGCCUGUCACUAUCAAGCCACCACCUCCUGAGCUUCUCGUUGCAGGUGGUAAGCAGGGCUCCAGUUAAUUUGAGUUUCUAAAUACUUUAAAUCUAAACCCACGUAAAAAGACAGCAAAAGUGAAAAAUCAAAGGAGAGGAGCAACACGUAGGGAUGUGGCCGUGGGAAUCCCAACACCAGACUUGGCACCUCAGCAAGGAGGAAGCUCCUUGGAAAAGGCUCCUUCCCUGUGCGUAGGUGAGGCAGCAGCCUGAAAUCUGCUGCACCGUCUUGUGCUCAGGGCCAGGCACCUUCCCUCUCCGGUUUUGCUGGUGCCCUCCUGAAAACCAUAUCUCUUGCUGCUGAUGAUCUGCCCUCCUUUCUCCUUCCCUCACUGGGGCACAGAGGUCAUUGAAGAAUCAACCACAAGAGUCGGUCCUUGGCCACAAGUUCUCGCAACUUCUCCCUUUUACUAAACGUCUGCCCUUUUCCCUUUCUAGGAUGUUAAACUAAAAUGCUUGAUUGUGGUCUCUGUUUUUAUUUAAGAAAUGAACCAGCUCCUUCAGUAAAGCUGAUUUGUUUCUUUUGGGUAUUUUGAAUUUGUUUGUCUGGCUAGCAGAAACGUAACGUCCCCCUACUACUACCCCUUCCCCCCCUUUUUCCCCCCCUCACAAAGACAACUGAUAAGUUAAUUCUUGUUUUCAAUUCUCUUUUAAAUUAGCAAGUUUAUUUCUGCCAUUGUUUAAGGAUAGGAAGGGCAGCUGAGUGUUAGGAGUCUGUCAGGAACGCUCUGGCUGUGCAGUCACCACUUAAUUUAGAAGCUCCUCCUAUUUCUUUUUUGGAACAAACCCUGUUGGUAACUGUGGUGUUGGCAGUUUCUGUCUGUGUGUAUGCAGGCUCUCAACUCGAAUCAGACAGGAAUCCGUGUGCACGAGCACAGGGCAAACCCCUUCCCCACCGUUACAAGUGCACCUGGCAGAGCUGGGGGAGAUUUCCUCCCACCCAGCAGACCUCUGCUAAGUCAGAGGUGGAGAGUAGACGUUUACAGGCACCCAGGCAUCUCAGCAACUGUCAGAACAGCCCUGCCAGCAGACAAACCAGCUAGACGGGACGAGCACAUGAAUGAUCUGCUUCCAGCGCUUGGGUGUUGCUGCUGUGGAAGUGGAAGGUGCUGUUCUAACCUGCUCUGACGCGUGCAGCAUGGUCCCUCUGAUCCCUGAGGAGGAAGCGCUCCAGCCAGGCGCGUACGAUCGCAUAACCAGGUGCCUCCCUUGGGGACCCUGGUGGCCUUGUUCCCUGCGUUAGGAUUCUCGAGCCAAGCUGCCGAGGCAACUGGCACUGCAGUGCUGCUGUUGCCAGGCUGCUCGGGCUCCCCGGCCCUGCUGCAGCGACACGCUGCCUCUCUGCAGCACCGAUCCCGCAGGCGCAUCACCAGGCGGAGCAGCCGCGGCUUCCAGUCACGCUCGGGCUUGGCGAUGUCCUCGCAGCCGUUUGCAAAUUGCAUUAGGAAACUUGGCACCGAGGCUGCUAAUUCCUGCCGUUUGCCCUGAGCACGUGCUGGGGCAGCGUGUGGAAGUGCCAGCUGCUGGCGCAGGCCUCUCAGCAAGAGUGGGAAAGUUAUUCCUUCCAAGCAAGUGGCAUCUUGGCCUUCGAGUUCCCAUCUGUGGCAAGGGAAGGGUGCCCAGAGCGCCCACCUGCCUGCUUUCUGGUUGAGAUCUUCUUGUGCACGCCUGGCUCUCCAGCAGAAAUACCUUCUUUGUUUGUGUUUGUAACUCAAUGACCUUUUGUACUUAAUUUCGGAUGUCAAAUGACAUUUUAAAAGCAGAAAUCCUUUAUGUUUUAAAUGUACCUGUUUCUCUGCCUUAAGGCUGAAGUGUAUUGUUUAACGUAUCGGUCGCAUGACUGAAAUCCUAGACCUUACAA